This is a messenger RNA of Arabidopsis lyrata subsp. lyrata, 2085 nucleotides long. RefSeq names its product homeobox protein 10. The coding region runs from base 191 to 1897 and encodes 568 amino acids. NCBI's taxonomy places the organism in Eukaryota, Viridiplantae, Streptophyta, Magnoliopsida, Brassicales, Brassicaceae. The transcript has 5 exons. The record is from RefSeq and is a predicted model, not a curated record.
UCAAACCUCCGCUCCAACAACAACGGUCACACUUGCAAUCUUAGGGAUUCAAUGGCUUCUCUUGGGAACGAGGUAUAAAUACCCCAUUUCCUCUCAUCUUUACACUCAUAGCAAAAAAACAUCUUGUUUUCUCUGCCAACUUCAAUCUCUCUCCCAACCAGAAAUUUCUCACUCUCUCGAUUUCGCGGAAAUGGAUUUCCACAGCCUUUUGAGAAGAGAUCUUCAAUUUCUCUGCAAGAGGAACAAAAUCCCAGCCAAUAUGACCAACCUUGCCAUGGCCGAUGCUCUCAAAUCUCUUGAGAUUGUUGAUGGUCUUGAUGAAUACAUGAAUCAAUCCGAAUCCAAUGCUCAGCAGUCUCCAACCAGUGUAGCAAAGCUGCCACCAAAUACUGCAGCUAGAACAACUCGAAGAAAGACCACAACAAAAGCUGAUCCUCAGCCAUCAUCUCAGUUGGUGUCCCGUUCUUGUCGUGCGACGAGCAAGUCUCUUGCUGGAGAAAUGGACCUGGAAAACGUAAACAAGAAUGUUGCUCAAGAACCGAAGACUAACACUGUCAGGUUUGAAGCCAAUGUGCCCAAAACUCCUGCCGCACGAAGCACAAGGAAAGCUUCAGCAGCAACUUCUUGUAGUAAGAAGGAUGAAUUGGUCCAGUCGGUCUACAGCACUAGGAGAUCAACAAGGCUGUUAGAGAAAUGUAUGGCUGAUCUGAGUUUGAAGACUAAAGAAACCUUGGAUAAUAAACCUGCCAAGAAUGAAGAUACAGAACAAAAUGUAUCUGCAAAGGAGAAGAAUCCAGCUGGUUCAGAGGGUGAAGUUAUCCCAGGUAGAGAUUUAAGUGUUUCCAUGGAACAAGUAUGGGAGAACUUGAAGAAUGACACUGACCAGGUAGUUGGAGAUCUUGCUGUUAUGGAUGCAAAUACUGAGACCAACAAGGAGAAGAUGAAUGAAGUUUUGGCUGAUGAAAAAGAAUCUGAGAAUAGCUUAGUCCAAGCUGACAAACAAGAAGAAACAUUGCAUGCUAUCUGUGAGGCAGGCCCGAAGAAGAAUGACAAUGAUCAGGAGAUUGAAGAUCUUGAGAUUUAUGUUGAUCUUGAUAUUCCUGUCUUGGAAUCUGGAAACACUGAGACACACAAUGAUGAUAAUGAGUCCAAGAACGUUCUAACUUUCGAUAAUCCAGUAGACCAACAAGAAACAGAACAUGCAAUCCAGGAGAAUGAUUCUGAGCCUGAGACAAAGGUGGACCAAACUGAUAGUGAUGCUGGUGAUUCAAAACCCAAACAGGCAAUUCAGGAGAAUGACUCUGAACCUGAGAAGAUCAACAAUUUUGAUGAAGACACAAUGGUGGACCAAACCGACAGUGAUGCUGGUGAUUCAGAAACAGAACCGGACGAAGAACAUUCUGGUGUUGACUCAGACGGCACUAUCUCUGAAGCUGAGUCGAACCAAGCCGUAUUGGGAUCUGAGACUGCUGAUGAAGAGAUGACACUUUCGGAAUCAGAAGGCUCUACUGCUACUGCUCCAAAUUCACCUCCUCUUCUUGAAGAGGCUAAAGUCAUCAAAACAACUCCGGUAUCUCCAUUUGCAGCAGAACCAAUCUCAGUUCAGUUCCCAAGACCAAGCAAAUCAACAACUCCAUUAAAGAACUCGGCUCUGAAGCUGGUCAAUGAGAACAAGGAGAACAACAUGGAGGUGAUGAUGAUGAACGUUAACAACAAUGAGAAUGGAGAGAGCAAAGGCGAGGAAGGUAAGAAGAAGAAGAAGGUGACAAUCGAUGAAGAGAUCUUGGAAGUUGCGAGCGUGAGGCAACUGAGAAAGAUGGUGAAGGAACUCUCAAUAAAAAGCAGUAACAGAACUGCGUUGCAGAUAUUGCCUGAGAAUAAUCAGACUGCAGAGUAGAGAGUGUGAGUCAAAUGUGCUUUGUUUUUCUUUUGUUGUUGUUCAUGUUGUCUCAGACAGAUAAAAAAAAAAAAGUGUUUCCUUUGUUGACACUUUUUGAUUUGAAUAAAAAACCUCGAUUUGGAAAAAGAUCUUAAGUUAAAAUCUGUUGAUUUCAUUACAAAAUAAUAAGCUCAAAAUACUCUUUU